AUGAGUCUUACUCAUGCACCAUCACGAGUAGAGACUAUCAUCUCGCGCAUUCGAUCACGGCCGGUCGCAGAAUUUUCCCAUCCGUUGGCCGACAUGCCUACAGCGGAGAAAUGCCUUGUUGACUUCGACGGAAUUGAGGAUCCCUACCGACCACUAAACUGGCCCACACAUAAGAAAAUCCUUACUACAUUCUUAUAUGGCUUGAUUACCAUGUCAGCAACGUGGGCUUCCUCCUCGUACUCAGUAGGUACGGACCAGAUUGCCAAAGAAUUUCACAUAUCUACACAAGUGGCCACUCUAGGCACAACACUGUAUCUCGUUGGCUUUGGAAUCGGACCUUUACUCUGGGCCCCGUUAAGCGAGGUAUAUGGCCGCAGGGUGCCAGUUCUGACGCCAAUGUUUGUUGCCAUUUGCUUCACUUUUGCUACAGCUACGGCAAAAGAUAUACAGACGAUUAUGUUGACUCGAUUUUGGGGGGGCUUUUGUGCUUCGGCACCAAUGACCAACACUGGCGGUGUUCUCGGCGACUUAUUCUCGCCAACUUGGAGAGGUGUUGCGCUAGCUGGAUAUUCGAUGGCUAUUGUUUGCGGUCCUGCUCUCGGUAAGAUGGUGCCCCUUGGUGGCAUGAACAUCCUGUUAACUCUCCCAGGACCGGUUGUCUCUACAGUACUUGCACAACAGCCUUCUCUAGGCUGGCGAUGGACCGAGUAUUUCACCGGCAUCCUUCAAUCAUUCAUUCUCUUGAUAGCCACCCUGUUUAUCGACGAAAGCUACCCACCCUUGCUUCUUGUCUAUAAAGCUCAGACAUUACGGCACGAGACUGGCAAUUGGGCACUCCAUGCACAAUUCGAAGAGUGGCAGAUUGAUCUUCGUCAACUGGCGCGAAAAUUUCUCGUUCGCCCCAUUUGGAUCCUCUCUACGCCAAUCUGUUUCCUUGUAACAUUAUAUGCUAGUUUCGUGUACGGCAUCCUAUAUAUGCAACUAGGUGCGAUCCCCAUUAUCUUCGGGGAGGUGCGUGGGUGGGAUCCAAUUCCAGCUGCUUUACCAUUCCUAUCGAUUGUUUUGGGCGCCGCUAUAGGUUGCGGUAUAAACAUCUACAACCAAUUCCUCUAUAACAAGGCUUAUUAUGCGGCAGGGAACAAAGCUGUUCCUGAGAUGCGUCUGCCUCCUAUGAUCCUGGGUUCAUUUGUUUUUUGUGCAAGUCAGUUCCUAACAGGCUGGACAGCUAAACCUGGUACCACUUGGGUUGCUCCAUGUAUUGGCUUGGUGAUGCUGGGUACGGGAUUUUUUACUAUCUUUCAAGCGGCACUCAACUAUCUCGUCGAUACAUUUCAGGCAUAUGCAGCUUCAGCAAUCGGCGCGAAUACGUUUCUGCGGUCGUGUUUUGCUGGGGCCUUGCCACUCGCUGUGGGGCCCCUCUAUCAUAAUAUAGGAGUUGGCCCAGGAUCAAGUAUCACGGGAGGGUUUGCCGCAAUCUUAAUUCCUGUCCCUUUUGCUUUUUAUCUAUAUGGAAAAAAACUAAGAGCAACCUCAAAAUGGUCUAAUGGAUCGAGAAUUGAUUAG
Trichoderma gamsii is the source of this 1563-nucleotide messenger RNA. RefSeq lists its product as hypothetical. Gene Ontology annotation, biological process: transmembrane transport. The record is from RefSeq and is a predicted model, not a curated record. Bases 1 to 1563 code for a protein of 520 amino acids. Gene Ontology annotation, molecular function: transmembrane transporter activity. The transcript has a single exon. NCBI's taxonomy places the organism in Eukaryota, Fungi, Ascomycota, Sordariomycetes, Hypocreales, Hypocreaceae.